CAGGGAUCAAACCCGCAACCUCAUGGUUCCUAGUCAGAUUUGUUUCCCAUGCGCCAUGAUGGGAACUCCUUGUUUCUUUUUAAAAUGUGAACCUUUCCUCUUGUGAGGGAUUAGUCCACCACACACGUGUUCUGGAUGCUGUCCUCUUUCACUUUGUGCAGGCUUUUGGUUCUCCGCUCUGUCCUUAUCUCCCUUGCAUCUAGUAUCAGUGUUAUUGUCCUGCAAACACGUUCAACUGUCUCAUCUCCACUCGUCCCAGCUUCCCCUACCCCAAACACACCCUUGGCCCUCACAUUUUCUCCAGCUACUGCUCCAUUUCUGUUUGCCAUAUCAACAUUAAAAAAGAAUCAUUUAUACCAACUUUAUUUUCAUGUCCUUGCCUCCCAUUUGUAGUCAGCCUACUCCAGUCUGGUUUUCAGUCCCCAUCUGUGUUGACCAGUCCUUCCUGCUAGAAACACUCUCUGCGUUGCUUUGGGGGCCCACAUCAGACUCAUAUAUUUCUUCCACCUGUCAUGCCACUUCUCACCUCAGUCAUCUUUGCUUGUUCCUCAUCCUAUCCAAGCAACUUACAGCUUCAUUCCCUGCAUCCCUUUCUUUUAAUGCACACUCCAAUGAUAUUAUCCAUUGCCUUGAUUUUAGAUGUUGAAAUCUAUAUGUCUUCCCAUGUUUACAUCAAUAGCUGAGACCUUUCUUCUGCUCGCUUGAUAUGUACCCUUAGAUUUCUCACAGGCAUCUUAAAUUUAUUUAUUUUUUAAAAAUCUUGUCUUAUCAGAAUCUUACCUUCCACUUGAGAAUGUUAUCCCCUCACUCUUCAUUUAAGUAAACGGUACCACUACACCAUGACAAAAUAUAUGAAGAUGUACACUAAGGGGAUAAAAAUUAAAUAGCAUCACAUUAGUCCAGUAUUUGCUGUUGGACAAGUUCAGGUCAGUUUAGAUCUUGCCACCAGAAGACUUAAAUGAAAAAAUUUUUCGUUUUCAGAGUUUUUUUAGACUUCACAUUUCUGGUUCCUGUAUCAUGGACUCAUAGACAGUUUGUAGCUUUUCUUUAUAGCAAAAAUUAGAACAUCUAGACCAGAUUUUUUUAGGGCACUCCCAGAUCAUGGUAUUAACACCGUAUCUGCUGCAUAUACAAGAUAGCUCGUUUCUCUGUUAAAUGUAGCAGGAAGGUGUGCAUCCACUGGGAUCUGAAAGUGGAAUCAAUUCAUUAACCAAGAUUUGCUUUUUGUUUUAAAGGGUCAUCUCAGAGUUUAAUUACUCUACAUUUCACUGUGAGGGAGAUAGUGAUUUGAAAGAUGGAGUGAUAUACUUUGAAAUGAAUGUAGCUUUGUUCUGUGGCGCAUAGUACUUCAUAGUUGCAGGGGAUGCUAGAGUCUAGUUUGCUCCUUUUACACAUGCACGAUCUCCGGAAAGGCCAUGUCAGGCAAAAGAGGACCCCACAUUUUCCAACUGUAUACAUCACACAGCUUCUGUAUCAGAGUAGUUAAUACAAUAAAGGUUAUGAGGGAUGGUUACUAUAACAGAAGGAAGGAAGUAGAGUACAGGGAUCCUGACCUGCAAAGCUCACCUGGGGAGAGAUAUCCCCAGAAGAAGCCCUGUGACGAGGCAGUUUAUAACUAUUAAAAAUGUUAAGCCAUGAAGUAACAUAAAGAAGUUUAAAUGCUAUUUGAAUGGCCAAGGGGGGUCUGAUGAUCUCCCAGAGAGGGGAUUAAUUAGGAAAACAAAAUGUUUUUGUUUACUUUUUCUGUUUGGAGACCUAAUUGAGAAGCAAUGUUAAGUAUUUAACUGGAGUUGGUAAAUGCCACAUAUUUAAGUAUGUGAGGUAAAAACUUGAUAACAUAAGCUUCCCAUACUUAGGUGCAGUAUUCUUUUUUUGUUAUGUUUCUUUGCAGUCAUUUUCUCUUCUCUCACUGCCCUAUUUGAGUUUCAGGCCAACAUGUUGUAGAAGUCAAAUAUAUUAAACUCAAAAUAAAAUGAGGUCUAUAAAUACCAAUAAAGAAAGAUGUCUGUGAAAUAAUAUACUAGCUUUCUGUUGCUGUUGUAAUAUUGCUACAAACCUAGUGGCUUCAAAUAACACAGAUUUAUUAUCUUAGCAUUCUUUAGGUUAAAAGUCUGACACAAGUCUUGCUGGGCUAAAAUCAAGGUGUCAGCAGGGCAGGGCUGUCUUUUCUUUUCUUUUCUUUUCUUUUCUUUUCUCUUCUCUUCUCUUCUCUUCUCUUCUCUUCUCUUCUCUUCUUUUCUUUUCUCUUCUUUUCUUUUCUUUUCUUUUCUUUUCUUUUCUUUUCUUUUUUCCUGGAGGCUCCAGGAGAGAAUCCAUUUCUAGAAUCCACUUCUACAUUCCAUGAUGUGUGGCUGCCGCCUCCUGUCUUCAAAGCCAGCAAUUUAGCAGUUCUCUAACCCUCCCGGCAUCAUCACAUCUCUUUCUGGAACUCUCUUCUGCCUUUCUCUUCCACUGUUAUGGACUCUGAUUACACUGAGUGCCCCUGGAUAAUUAGGAUAAUCUCAACUUAAAAUCAGCCGAUUAGCAGCCUUACUUCCCCUUUGCCAUGUAACUAACAUAUUCACAAGUUCCGGGUAUCAGGACAUGGGCAUCCUGAGAAUCAUGGACCUGCCUACCGUGUGUAGUAAGUAACAAAAGAUGGUUGCCAGACAGUCUGUAGAGUUUUCAUUCCAUUUGGAUCUGAAAAAAAUGAGUGGUGAUGAGAAAUCACAUGGUGUAAGGUGUCACUGUAAGAAAACUUUGUAUUCAAAACUAUGACAUUAAAAGAGAAGAAAGGUUGGCUUCUUCAGUCACUUUGCUAAAAGAUUCUCAACAGUUUUGAUUGCCAGGCAGUGGGACACUAUUCAGAGUCCCCGAUUGUGAAUCAGUUGCAUGAAGUGGGCCUGUGCACUCCCACACCCUCCCCGAGGCCUUCUCGGGUUUCUGCUGGGCAUUGUUUAACUUCUCUUAAGGGACCAGUUACUCCUUGAUCUCUGAUAGAUAAGCUCGGAUUCGGCCUGGCUUCAGAACAUCUCUGUACACCAGGAAGUGCACAUUUUGCUCUAAGUUAAUUACUAUCCCACCCAAAGUAUAGUACCACUUAAUAAUCAUCAUAUCUAUUACAUGAAUAGUAUUUAUUAAAUCUAUUCAGAUAUAUCUUCCAUUUGCAUAGUACCCUUCAUCCAUCUUCAAAUGAUUCAGAAUCUUUCUGAAAGAAGCAUUAGGUAGAGAGUAAUUUCCUCCAGAUAUACAGAUGGGAAACAGUAAGAAUUCACAGGCAGCCUGGAAUAAGCAGAUGGGUCUUACAUCACACCUGCCGGUAUGGGCUGUUUCCAGUGCACAGUGACCACACUGUAUCCUUUUGCAGAAAAAUAAUAAAUUUGGCCACGCACAUCUAAAACCUCAUUGCCCUUAUUUUCAUGAGUUUUGGUGCCCUUGCAAAUGUGAAUUUCUUAGCUGAAAUGCAUUGAGCAUUUCGGUCUGCCUAUUUCUAGCUCUUACUUUUUCAAACACUGAGUUUCUGAACUGAUAGGUCAUGAUUCUUGUCCUGUUAUUUUCAUAGAGCUCUUUACAGUUAAAUGGUAGAUUUUAAAACAGAUAUUUCAAAAUUCAGAGUUCUUUCUUCCUGGAUUAUGGUUUUGAAUUGAGAUUGAUUUAGGGUAAAUACUGGUAGUUCAAUAAAUAAAAAACUUUGUCUUAAUGAUAUAAUCUUGUGUGUGUGUAUUACCAAGAAAUGUAAAUUAAAAUUGAACAUGAUACAUUACUGAAGACAUUUUAAAAAUUCAUGUUUACUUGAUUGGUAUUUAAGUGUUCGUAUGUUCUGGGAGCAUUUGAAAUGUAGCCUUAAUGUGUGUGUAGUGAAUCCUUAACACAUUGAGUUUUCAGAUUGAACUUCCUUCUUUAUAGUAAAAAACAAACCAAAGGAAUCUGUUGCCUGACAAAGUACAGCUAGGUCACAGGUAGUCUUUUCUCACUUUGACAUUACAUUUGAUGAUCAACAGGCAUUUUUAUAAGCUCAGUGGGCAGGCUCAGUCUAGAGAUUCGUCUUUGGCAGGCGUGCUAUGAAAUAGUUUAAAUAGUUUUGCUGCAUAUUUACUGCAGCGAAUGUGCACUUGUUGGAGGGCUGCCUUUUUUCCUUCUUUUUUUAAAUCUGACGGAUAAAACAGCAAAGAACUCUUUCACUGCUCUUUGUGCUUACCUGUGUCUUGCCAUUUAGGACUUUAUGUACCUUUCGCAGAGAGGGAAUGAUUUGGUGAUGGAGUGCUCCCGCUGACCGAUGGACUCAAAGAAGAGAAGCUCACAAGAGGCUGAAGGAUCCAAAGAAAGAGGCCUGGUCCAUGUCUGGCAGGCAGGAUCCUGUUCUGUAACACCAGAGAGAUUGCCAGGCUGGACAGGAAAGACUGUUCUUCAGGCAGCCCUUGGAGUGAAACACGGAGUUCUUCUGACAGAAGAUGGUGAGGUCUACAGCUUUGGGACUCUUCCCUGGAGAAGUGAACCAGCAGAGCUUUGUCCGAGUAGCCCCAUUCUAGAAAAUGCCCUGGUUGGGCAAUAUGUCGUUACUGUGGCAACAGGGAGUUUCCACAGCGGAGCAGUGACAGAAAGUGGCGUAGUGUACAUGUGGGGGGAGAACUCUGCUGGCCAGUGUGCGGUAGCGAACCAGCAGUAUGUUCCAGAACCCAAUCCUGUCAGCAUUUCUGAUUCUGAGACCAGCCCUUUGUUAGCAGUCAGGAUCUUGCAGUUGGCAUGCGGCGAGGAGCACACUCUGGCACUGUCCAUAAGCAGAGAGAUUUGGGCCUGGGGUACCGGUUGUCAGUUGGGUCUCAUUACCACUACCUUCCCAGUGACAAAGCCACAAAAGGUGGAACAUCUUGCUGGGCGAGUCGUGCUGCAAGUCGCCUGUGGUGCGUUCCACAGCUUAGCCCUGGUCCAGUGCCUACCUUCCCAGGACCUGAAGCCGGUGCCCGAAAGAUGCAACCAGUGCAGCCAGCUCUUAAUUACGAUGACUGACAAGGAAGACCAUGUGAUCAUAUCCGACAGCCACUGUUGUCCAUUAGGUGUGACCCUGUCAGAAAACCAGGCCAGCACUGCCAUCACCCCCUCCACUGAAACCCUCGACAGCCAGGGAGAAGUAUUUGAGAAUGCUCUCACGCAGAAUGCGCUGCCUGCUGCCACCGAACUGAAUGUUGGAAAUGAUCAGACCACGAGUGUUCAGACCAUUUCCUCCCCACAAGACGACAUGGGGACAACUGAAAUUCCUCCUGCAAGAAGCUCACCACCAUACCCUGACCCUCAGGCAGUAAAUGAAUACGUGCAGUCAGAUCAUUCAGUAAGAGAAAACUCAGAGAAUGGUGAAAAGCCAAUGCCAUCUCAGCCUCUUGUAGAAGAAGCAAUUCCUAAUCUUCACAGCCCACCAACCACAAGCACUUCAGCCCUAAACAGCCUAGUGGUCUCUUGUGCAUCUGCUGUUGGUGUGAGAGUGGCUGCUACCUAUGAAGCUGGGGCCUUGUCUCUUAAGAAAGUGAUGAACUUUUAUAGUACAGUCCCUUGCGAACCCGGAGCUCAGGCAGGCAGUAGUUCCAUGGGCCCUGAAGGUCUGAAAGAUAGCAGAGAAGAACAGGUUAAACAGGAAUCAAUGCAAGGAAAGAAGAGUUCAAGUCUCGUGGAUAUCAGAGAAGAAGAAUCAGAGGGAGGCACCCGAAGACUCUCCCUCCCUGGAUUGUUGUCACAGGUUUCCCCCAGGCUCCUGAGAAGGGCUGCGAGGGUGAAAACGCGAACAGUGGUUCUGACCCCUACUUAUAGCGGAGAAGCGGAUGCCCUCCUGCCUUCUCUGAGAACAGAGGUGUGGACCUGGGGGAAAGGGAAGGACGGACAGCUGGGGCAUGGUGACGUGCUGCCCAGGCUUCAGCCAUUGUGUGUAAAAUGUCUGGAUGGUAAAGAAGUAAUCCAUCUGGAGGCAGGUGGUUACCAUUCUCUUGCACUUACUGCGAAAUCCCAGGUUUACUCAUGGGGUAGCAAUACCUUUGGUCAGCUUGGGCAUUCUGAUUUUCCAACAACGGUUCCUCGUCUUGCAAAGAUGAAUAGUGAAAAUGGAGUCUGGAGUGUAGCUGCAGGCCAAGAUUAUUCCCUGUUUUUAGUGGAUACAGAAGACUUCCAGCCUGGGCUCUAUUACAGUGGCCGACAGGAUCCAACAGAAGGUGACAACCUUCCAGAGAAUCACAGUGGUACUAAGACUCCAGUACUUCUCUCCUGUAGUAAGCUUGGAUAUAUAAGCAGAGUGACAGCAGGAAAAGACAGCUGUCUAGCUUUGGUGGACAAAAACAUCAUGGGCUAUAUUGCCAGCCUCCAUGAGCUGGCUACUACGGAAAGACGGUUCUAUUCCAAACUGAGUGAUAUCAAGUCUCACGUUCUCAGGCCUCUUCUCAGUUUAGAAAAUUUGGGCACUGCAAGUACAGUCCAGCUGUUGCAGGAGGUGGCAAGCCGAUUCAGCAAGCUGUGUUACCUAAUUGGUCAGCAUGGAACCUCACUGAGCAGCUUCCUUCAGGGGAUAAAGGAAGCCAGGAGUUUGGUCAUCCUGAAGCAUGCAAGUCUCUUCUUGGAUAGUUAUACAGAGUAUUGCACAUCUAUUACAAAUUUCCUGGUUAUGGGAGGAUUCCAGCUUCUUGCUAAGCCUGCCAUUGAUUUUCUAAAUAAAAACCAGGAACUGUUGCAAGACUUAUCAGACAUGAAUGAUGAAAACACCCAGUUGAUGGAAAUAUUGAAUACUUUGUUUUUCUUGCCAAUCAGACGACUUCAUAAUUACGCAAAAGUUUUGCUAAAACUUGCUACUUGUUUUGAAGUGACAUCUCCAGAAUACCAGAAGCUGCAGGAUUCCAGUUCCUGUUAUGAGUCCCUUGCUCUCCAUCUCGGCAGGAAAAGGAAGGAAGCAGAAUACACACUGGUUUUCUGGAAGACCUUUCCUGGAAAAAUGACGGAUUCCUUGAGGAAGCCAGAGCGUCGACUGCUGUGUGAGAGCAGUAACCGAGCCCUGUCUUUGCAGCACGCUGGGAGGUUUUCUGUGAAUUGGUUCAUUCUCUUUAAUGAUGCCCUGGUCCAUGCCCAGUUCUCCACCCACCAUGUGUUCCCUUUGGCCACCCUGUGGGCAGAGCCACUUUCUGAAGAAGCUGGUGGUGUGAAUGGCCUAAAGAUAACUACACCUGAGGAGCAGUUCAUUCUCAUUUCAUCAACACCCCAGGAAAAGACAAAGUGGCUCCGGGCCAUAAGCCAGGCUGUGGAUCAGGCUUUGAGGGGGACGUCUGAUCUUCCACCUUAUGGAAGCAGCAGCAGUAUCCAGAGGCAGGAACCGCCCAUUUCACGCAGUGCCAAAUAUACUUUCUACAAGGAUCCUCGCCUGAAGGAUGCAACUUAUGAUGGACGCUGGCUUUCAGGGAAGCCUCAUGGAAGGGGGGUUUUGAAGUGGCCAGAUGGGAAGAUGUAUUCUGGCAUGUUCAGGAAUGGUUUGGAAGACGGAUAUGGAGAAUACAGAAUCCCAAACAAAGCCUUGAAUAAAGAAGACCAUUAUGUGGGCCAUUGGAAAGAAGGAAAAAUGUGCGGUCAAGGAGUCUAUAGUUAUGCCUCUGGUGAAGUGUUUGAAGGCUGUUUUCAAGAUAACAUGCGUCAUGGUCAUGGGCUCCUACGAAGCGGAAAAUUAACUUCCUCUUCUCCCAGUAUGUUUAUUGGCCAGUGGGUAAUGGAUAAGAAAGCAGGAUAUGGUGUCUUUGAUGAUAUCACUAGAGGAGAGAAGUAUAUGGGAAUGUGGCAAGAUGAUGCUUGUCAAGGGAAUGGUGUGGUAGUUACCCAGUUUGGACUGUACUAUGAAGGCAACUUUCACCUCAAUAAAAUGAUGGGAAAUGGAGUUUUACUUUCUGAAGAUGACACUAUCUAUGAGGGAGAAUUUUCAGAUGAUUGGACCCUGAGUGGAAAGGGGACAUUGACUAUGCCAAAUGGAGAUUACAUUGAAGGUUAUUUUAGUGGAGAAUGGGGAUCUGGGAUAAAAGUCACUGGAACCUACUUCAAGCCUAGCCUAUAUGAGAGUGAUAAAGACAGACCCAAAGUUUUCAGGAAGCUAGGAAACCUGGCAGUGCCGGCGGAUGAGAAGUGGAAAGCAGUAUUUGAUGAAUGCUGGCGUCAGCUAGGCUGUGAGAACCCAGGCCAAGGGGACGUUUGGAAAGCGUGGGACAACAUUGCUGUGGCCCUGACCACCAGUCGGCGCCAGCACAGAGACAGUCCAGAGAUGUUAAGUCGUUCACAGACUCAGACACUAGAGAGUUUGGAAUUCAUUCCUCAGCAUGUUGGCGCCUUCUCUGUGGAGAAAUAUGAUGACAUCAAGAGAUAUUUAAUAAAGGCCUGCGACACUCCUCUGCACCCACUGGGCAGGCUCGUGGAGACUCUGGUUGCGGUGUAUAGAAUGACAUAUGUGGGGGUGGGAGCCAACCGCCGGCUACUGCAGGAGGCUGUGAAGGAGAUUAAGUCCUACCUUAAGCGAAUCUUCCAGCUGGUGAGGUUCUUAUUUCCUGAGCUUCCUGAAGAGGGCAGCACCAUCCCUCUCUCUGCUCCUCUGCCCACUGAGAGGAAGUCCUUUUGCACUGGCAAGUCAGAUUCCAGAUCUGAAUCCCCAGAGCCAGGUUACGUGGUAACAGGCUCUGGGUUAUUACUCCCUGUGCUCCUGCCUCGGCUCUACCCACCUCUGUUCAUGCUCUACGCCCUGGAUAACGACCGAGAGGAGGACGUUUACUGGGAAUGCGUUCUCCGACUAAAUAAGCAGCCUGAUAUUGCUCUUUUGGGCUUCCUUGGGGUGCAGAGGAAGUUUUGGCCAGCAACCUUGUCAGUCCUUGGAGAGAGUAAAAAGGUUUUGCCAACCACAAAAGAUGCUUGUUUUUCCUCAGCUGUGGAAUGUCUGCAGCAGAUCAGCACGACAUUUACCCCUUCAGACAAACUUAAAGUCAUUCAGCAGACCUUUGAAGAGAUCUCUCAGAGUGUCCUGGCAUCACUUCAGGAAGACUUCUUGUGGUCCAUGGAUGACUUGUUUCCUGUUUUCUUAUAUGUGGUGCUACGGGCCAGGAUUAGGAAUUUGGGUUCCGAGGUUCACCUCAUUGAAGAUCUGAUGGACCCAUAUCUUCAGCAUGGGGAACAGGGUAUAAUGUUCACCACCUUGAAGGCAUGUUACUACCAGAUCCAGCGUGAGAAGCUUAACUAGGCUGCAUAACAGCUUGACAACUGGAUUAUCUAUUCAGAGUGUUUUAGCACCAUCUGCCAUCUUCCUGUGGUGGCAAACAAAGAAUGGUGUUGAAAUGAGGACGUUGUAUUAUUUUGGUUGUUGUUUCUGAGCCUUGCUAAUGAUUGGAGCUCUGAGCCCAGACUAAAAGUAGUUGAAGGGGAGGAUUGACAAGGAGGAAGAAAUCAGAUCGACUUUAGUCCCUGGCCUACGUUAAGUUCCCCAAAUAUGCAUCUACUGUUGAAAAAAAGAGGCUCUCCCUUCCUACAGUAAAGAGUAUGCCAGCUCAUGAAGUUGUAAGAAAAAACUCUCAGUAUAGCUUCUUCUAUUAAGGAAGUGAAUGAAUAUUUUUGAGCUUCCGGUUUGCCUGCAGUUACCCCAGACCCUUUGCAAGGAGCAGAUUGUACUGGAAACUACAGUCGCCACACUCUGCCUUCCUCAAUUCCUUGCAGUCAUGUGUGCACCAUUUCUUCUUUGCUGAGGGAGGGGAAAGAGGAACUUUUAAACUGCAGUUUUAACUUUUUUAAGCUUUUCCACCAGGGUAUUCAUGAUGGGAGAGGUUCUGUGCCGUUAGUACCACACCGUAACCCCCAGCAUGGAGCACGUCCAAAUAGGAGCCUUCUGCCUCCUGACUAGGAAAGUACGUAGGAAUUUUGUUCUUGGAUUCCUUACAAGGCUACAGAGUGAAUACACUGGAAUUCUGACACUGGCUCUGAGCUGCUACGGAACCCCAUUCAUCCAUGUGCAAACGCUGUAUCCCGAGGCCUGUGAAUGAGAGCCUGAAGAGCUUCGGCAUGCAGGCUAUGUUCGGAGCAGGACUAGAGACUGGGAAAUACGGAAGCAAGAACCGCAUCUGUCCUUGACCUGGUAUUGUGGUCCUCCCCAUACCUCGCACUGAACUCACAGAGGGGAAGGAAAAGGAAACACGCUUUGGCUUUUCCCCUAUCAAAAGUGUUGUGACCCCUCGAUCUUUUAACCUUCUAGUGUUUCGCUUUGGGCCUUUUUUUUUUUUUUUUUUUUUUUGAAUGUCCUGUUAUAAGUGGUUGGUUUACAUUGUUCAAGUAACACUAGUAGCUGUUUGAGAUAACAUAGGUGCUCUUCCCGUCUCAUCUCCUCCACACCAGAGUGAGCGUACGGAGUAUUCUCCUGCUUUAUGUUAACAUCAGCAGAUGUUAAUCAAUUUUCAAAAAGGAUCAUGGUUUCUGCUCUACUUUAUAAUCAAGACAAGUGUUUAUUAAAAUACUGUUUCGGAAUGUUGGCUGUAAUGUAACAGCAAUUUUCAUAAUAAAAGAUGUUCAUCUUUA
Messenger RNA from Sus scrofa (pig), 10533 nucleotides. Lineage: Eukaryota; Metazoa; Chordata; Mammalia; Artiodactyla; Suidae. The record is from RefSeq and is a predicted model, not a curated record.